Dermacentor andersoni is the source of this 1954-nucleotide messenger RNA. RefSeq names its product progestin and adipoQ receptor family member 3-like. Lineage: Eukaryota; Metazoa; Arthropoda; Arachnida; Ixodida; Ixodidae. Gene Ontology annotation, cellular component: membrane. The record is from RefSeq and is a predicted model, not a curated record. Gene Ontology annotation, molecular function: signaling receptor activity.
GUGCUUGGAGCCGCCUGAAAAGAAGGAAAAGAGGAUGAAAUAAAUGGAGGGACUGAGUAAUGUCUCCAUUAAUAUCGUACUGCACGAUAUAACAGCUACGUCACGCUGAUAACGCGCAAGCCGUUCGUGACCUGGAAGUACCGGGCUUGCAAGCAAGGCAGAUGACGAUUAUCGUUGUCGUCUGCUUAUCGAAGGUCAUCAUCGUUAUCAUCAUCGUCGUCGACAGCCGCGCGCAACACGCUCGCGCCGUGGGGAUCUUGGCCGAGGCCGCCGCCUCAGCUCCACAAACAAGCCUCCCGCCCCUCCACCCAAUACCGGUGAACGUCGAGGGUGGUCUGUAGCACGUAGCUAGCACGCACAACCUGCCAUGGAGCCCAUGUUCGCGCAUGCCCGCUCGCUACGGCUGUGGUGGACGGCCAGUCGCUUCCCGCUGCCGCUGCUCUGGGCAAACGGCAGCCAGCUGUGCCGCCUUGAAGAUCUGCCGCCGGAGCAGCCCCACAAUCCAUACAUCCUGACGGGAUACCGCCGAUGCCUCAGCCGCACCGACUGCCUCCUGAGCGUACUGCAGUGUCACAACGAGACGGGGAACAUCUGGAGCAACCUGCUGGCUCUGGCGAUCCUCUUCGCGCUCCUGGUCGAAGACCACGCCGGGGGCCGCUUCGCGCGCUUGGGCGUCGGGCUCGCGCACCGGGCUCUGCUCACCGCCAUGACGCUGGCGUACGCCGCCAUGCUGCUGCUGUCGGCCGUGUACCACACGUUCAACUGCACGGCCGAGGCCCGCUCCUGGUACCGACUCGACUUCGCCGGCGUCUGCCUCAGCGUGGUCGGCUACGUCCUCGGAUUCACGGCGCUCCAGUUCCGGGGCGCCUGGCGCGUCGCCCACCUGGCGGCCGCCAUCUUGGCCGCCACUCCAUCGCUGGUGCUCGCGGCGGCGGCUCGCUUCCGAGACCGGCGCCACGACGCGGCCAGGGUCAGAGCCAUGGGCGGGUUCGCGCUGUACAGCCUGCUGCCGCUGUCCCACCACGCGGCGUACGGGGACCCGCGGCUCGUGGGUUGCACGCUGCCGGGUCACCUGACGGUGCUGGGACUCCUGGCGCUGUCGCUGUUCAUCUACGUGAAGAAGCUGCCCGAGCGCCGGUGGCCGGGCUCCGUGGACCUUCUGGGCUCGAGCCAUCAGAUCUGGCACGUGGGCGUCGGCGUCUGCGUGCUCUUGUCGCACGAGCUCCAGUUGGUCUACGUGACGUCACCGCCUUAGCCGACGCGUUGCUUCGACGGUGUUUUCGUGCGCGCGUGUGAGAUCGCGAAGCCAUAUUUGUGCUGUCGUGCGCGAACGCUACGUCUGUGCGGUCGAAGAAGUUUCAAUUUGCUUCGAAGGCAGUGCAGAUAGGAGCGAUGACAUUGCCUUUUCCUUCGGCAACAAUUAAUAUAUAGCAUUGCAGAGCGGCUUCAAAUCCGCGAUUGCUACAUAUGUCUAUAGUGUAAUUAUAUAAUAGAAAGACUAAUUAAGUGAUAUUACACUGAGGUAAUCCAUUAUUAAUAGCGAUCUCUGCCCGCCUCUGAUAACGCGACGCCGAAGGAUGUGCUUUAUAUUGUCUCCUCUGCGCUGUCUUCAAGAAAAUUGGUUAAACUCUGCCGGAGCAGUUUGUGGCGCGGAUUUGCGCCACUACCGACUGAAACGGCUUCAGCACCACGAUCUCUCGUCGCAACUAUAUACUCACUGUGAUGUAUCCACGGCUUCAACCUCCACAUCGGAUUAUAGUGCGUGAUGAUUUCGUCGAAGUGCGAUCGCCUUGAGGAAAUACACUCGCGAGUAGUGAUGUCUACCCUAAAACGUUCAUUCUGUAAACGUGUAUGGUCCGCGUGCGACAAAGUAGUGCGUACAAGUCUUUUUGGAGUUACAAGCACGAUGGCUGUGAGACACCGAUAUAAAGACGUACGUAAGUCGACCCUUACG